UCACUUUUUCACAUUUUUGAAUUUCCCGCCGUUCCAUCACCAUACGUCCCGACGUCACAGGGAACAGAAGCCAGAAGACAGAUGCCGGCAUCCGCCGGAGGACAUUGCCGGGGACACUGCAGGAGGGACAUUGCGGGAGUGAAGGACAAAGUAAGUGAAGAAGAGAUCCCGGAGCAAUGGUGCAGGGUAUUCCCGAGUGUAGCUCGGGGUUACCGCUUGUGGUACUGAAACUUUACCCCGAGCUACACAAUCGGGAAUACCGCCAGGGAGGUUAAUGUCCCCCAUCCAUCCAUGUUUCCA
Staurois parvus is the source of this 300-nucleotide messenger RNA. The record is from the annotation of a GenBank genome assembly. NCBI's taxonomy places the organism in Eukaryota, Metazoa, Chordata, Amphibia, Anura, Ranidae.